Messenger RNA from Paramormyrops kingsleyae, 3714 nucleotides. The record is from RefSeq and is a predicted model, not a curated record. NCBI's taxonomy places the organism in Eukaryota, Metazoa, Chordata, Actinopteri, Osteoglossiformes, Mormyridae.
UUUCGCGCACACACACACAGUCCACCGAGCAAGCGCCAGUUCUCUUCUGCGAUUUUACACAGCAAUGCGUUUCUUGUUUUCUUAGGUAGACAAUUCUUAACGUCAAGCAGAGGAGUGAUCAUUGCAGCGAGUGGUGCACACGGUUAGCGGUACUUAGGCAAACAGGGAUGUACCGGCAGAAGAAGUCAGUUAUAUCAGCAGCAUGCGGACGCCCACUGAUGUGUUUGAUCCUGCUACUUGUCAAUAGUGCACUAACAAUAGUGAAUGGAGACCCCAGGGAACAAGGAGAGAGCCAGGGCCUGACUGUGAUACCAUAUUGGUUGUUUGAAGGAGAAGCCAAACAAGAAGCUGUAUUCCAGACCCGCUUCCCAGCCCGGGGUGAGAUACUGUUGGAGGCCCUAGGCGAAGAACUGCUGUUGCGGGUUGAACGUAAUGAUCAGCUGCUGGGCCCAAAUUUCACAGAGACUCAUUACGAAGACGGGGUGCCUGUCACCCUAAUCCCUGAUUACAAGGAUCACUGCUACUAUCACGGGCACGUCACUGGACACUCUGACUCCUGGGUCACCCUCAGUACGUGCUCUGGAUUCAAGGGCCUGAUUGUGCUGAAUGCCAACAACAGUUACUACCUUGAGCCCGUUAAUGGGUUGGAAUCACCUCAUCACAAGAUGUACAGGACCGAACAUCUGAGAAUCCAAGGGGGAACAUGUGGACAUGGGCAUCAGACGGAGCAUCCUGGCCAUUUCUCUGCUUUCCUCCAGCCUUUGCAUCGAAGGAUGAGAAGAAACACUCGGGGCUCUACUAAAUAUAUGGAGCUUUACAUUGUGGCAGAUCAUACAUUGUUCAAAAGACAAAAUGACCUUCGAAUAACCAAACAAAGAAUUUUAGAAGUUGCCAAUUAUGUGGAUAAGUUCUAUAGGGCUCUGAACAUCCGAGUGCCCCUCAUUGGGCUGGAGGUGUGGACAGAGCGGGACCACUGCAUAGUUACAAAUGACCCCAACAAGACACUCUGGUCCUUCCUGCAGUGGAGGCAAAAGCUCAAGUCCCGCAAGAAGCAUGACAAUGCCCAGCUGCUCACGGGUGUGAUCUUCACGGGGACCACCAUCGGCAUGGCGCCACUGGAGGGCAUGUGCUCCCCGGAGAACUCAGGGGGAAUCAAUGUGGACCACUCAGACUUGCCCAUCGGGGCAGCUGCCACCAUGGCUCAUGAGAUCGGCCACAACUUUGGCAUGAGCCAUGACAACGAGGGCUGCUGUGUGGAAGUGACGGCCAAGCAGGGAGGGUGUAUGAUGAAUGCAGCCACUGGCCACCCCUUCCCACGUGUCUUCAGUCAGUGCAGCAAAAGGGACCUGGACAGCUAUUUCCAGAAGGGGGGCGGCAUGUGCCUCUUCAAUAUGCCUAACGUGAAGGAGCUCGUGGAGGGCAUGCGCUGCGGGAACGGCUUUGUGGAGUCGGGGGAGGAAUGUGACUGUGGGGAGCCAGAAGAAUGCACCAAUGCCUGCUGCAAUGCUAAAAAUUGCACUCUGAAAGCAGGGGUCCAGUGCGCCCAUGGGGUCUGCUGUGAAAACUGCAAGCUGAAGCUGGGGGGCAGCCUGUGUCGGGCCGCAGCAGGAGCAUGUGACUUACCAGAGUAUUGCACAGGGGCUUCGCCCUACUGCCCUUCCAACGUCUACCUGAUGGAUGGCUCCCUUUGCCAGAAUGGCCGUGCCUAUUGCUACAAUGGCAUGUGCUUGACACACGAGCAGCAGUGUCUGCAGCUGUGGGGGGCCGGUAGGCCUGCAUUCUCCCUCCCCUCCCUUCCCUUCCCUUCCCCUCUCACCCCAAGACACAUGGUGUAUGUGCAUCCGCCAGCAUCGUUUGGAAUCUGGGAUCCAGUGCAUCUGUGUGUCUUCUGUCUUCAGGUGUGCAUCAAUCACCAUUGCCAGAACAGAUCCUUCAGUGAGCUGAUGAACUGCCUCGCUCGCUGCCACGGACACGGGGUGUGCAACAGCAACCAGAAUUGUCACUGUGACCGAGGUUGGGCCCCACCCUUCUGUGACAAGCGAGGUCUGGGGGGGAGUGUGGAUAGCGGGCCCAUGCAGUACCACGACCAACAGGGCCUAGUGGUGGGCCUUUUCUUGACCUUCCUGGUUCUGAUACCUGGUGUCCUGGUCCUGUUCUGGUGCUGGAAGGUGAAGGCUCCUUUCUUCCACACGUGGCUGACUCAGAGGCUGAUCAGAAACGACAUUUCGGGCCAGUCGGUUAAUAAUGGACAUCAGAACCUCUCACUGCAACUUGGAAUAACUGAAUCCUCAAGUAAAACCAGCAAAUCCAAGGAGUCUCACACCACAAAGGAGAACCUUCCCUUGAGGCCUGUAACAGAAUCCAGCCUCAUCCAGCCCAGCAGAAGAGCUGACCAGCAUUGGGCCUCCGGUCAAGCCCAAACGACCCCCUCUUCAGUGGGAAAGUUGUCCUCCAUUCAGUCCCAGUCACCAGCCCCUGCACACAGUUUCACCACACCCAAAAAGUCUGGGGGGUCCCAGCCGAGACGUCCACCUCAGCGACCCCCGCCCCCGAGAAUCUCCCCCAUCUGCCUCCAGGUCGUACCUUCUAAAGCUGUCAGUAACAUGCGAUUGGAGGCUGGGCUCCUGUACCCCAUAGACUCCAGGCUCAGUCUGCAACCCUGCCCUGCCCAGAUAGCACCAUGUUAUUGUUUCAAUGUUGAAUUAUACUUAAAUGCGUUGAAUUAUGGUCAGUGUUAAAUUAUCAACGUUGAAACUAAAUUGAUUUUUGGUCAGAUUUUCAAUAUUGAAAAAUUAAUGGUGGUAAAACCUUGAUUCAAUGUUGAUAUAAAGUGGAAGAUUGAAGAUCAACGUUGUUUCAACGUUUUUGUCUGAUAUGGAAUCAAUGGCAUUUCAACAUAUGUGUGCCGUCUGGGUGGAUAAGUGUUAAAAAUAGCAGACAUAAGCACAUACAAAAUGUUAUAACCACUGUUAUGAUUGUAUAUCUAUACUCAUGCAUGUCUUUGAAUCCGCAGUUUUUCCUCUAUUUUAUAUAUAUAUUGAAAUAUUCAGGAAUGUUACUAGAGAUUUAUGAAAGGGUGGGGGCUAAGCCUUUAUUAGGGGAGUCUUAUUGUAAUGAAAAUGCAUGGGAACACACCAUUUAAACUAGAGAUGAGUCAGCAUUGUUCAAUUUCUGAAUAUUCUAGAAUUAUAUUAGUAAAAAAAAAAUAAUCUUAAAAUUUAAUAAUAAGCUAUUAUAAAUAAUAUUAGCAGUAUAAUUAGUUGUGAUUUAUAUAUGGUUGAGUCGGCUGGCACAGCUUUCAGCAACAAGUCUAAGAGAAUCUGAUUAUGCUAAGUAGUGUAUAUUUAUUUGGGGGGGGGGGGUUAAAGACACCCCUGUAAUUACUAAUUCUUGUUUUUUUUCUCAGAAGAAUUUCCCCUGAAAGGCAUGUAACAGUUCUAUGAACAGUUAUCAUAUUAACAAUAAAGGCUGAUUAGCAAUUUUGUGGAGAGGAUUGUUGGAUCCCUUGUCUUUUGUGGUGAUGUCACAACUGAAGUAAAAUCACAAAUUCUCUAUGGAGACUGGGGGAGAAUUCAGUUUGAGCCCAGUGUAAUGUUGUGCCCUAAAGGCAUCAGUGUCAUGUGUACAUGUCGAUGCACAUUAUCCCCUUUUCGUUUCAAAGUUUCAUUCUCUGGAGGAAAGAACUGCAGUAACAGCUCUCUCUCUUUUUUGUCU